This is a messenger RNA of Grus americana (Whooping crane), 3450 nucleotides long. It is a transcript of the gene RAD51C, whose product is annotated as RAD51 paralog C. Gene Ontology annotation, cellular component: Rad51C-XRCC3 complex; Rad51B-Rad51C-Rad51D-XRCC2 complex; replication fork. NCBI's taxonomy places the organism in Eukaryota, Metazoa, Chordata, Aves, Gruiformes, Gruidae. The coding region runs from base 42 to 1094 and encodes 350 amino acids. Gene Ontology annotation, molecular function: crossover junction DNA endonuclease activity; ATP binding; ATP-dependent DNA damage sensor activity. Gene Ontology annotation, biological process: DNA repair; meiotic DNA recombinase assembly; reciprocal meiotic recombination. The transcript is spliced from 8 exons. The record is from RefSeq and is a predicted model, not a curated record.
CCUGCGGCGGCCUAGCGCGGCCCGGCGGCGGCGCCAUUGGCAUGCAGCGGGACCUGGGCAGCCUCCCGCUGGCCCCCGCGCUGCGGGCCAGGCUCGUCGCCGCCGGCUUCCAGACGGUGCAGGAGCUGCUGGAGACCGGCCCCUGCGGGCUGAGUAAAGAGAUUGGAAUCUCCAAAGAAGAGGCACUGGAAGCGUUGCAGGUUGUGAGGCAGGAAUGCCACGGUGAUGCAGCAAGGACUGCCGGGGGAUCGGGUGCCACCAGAAAGUGCACAGCACUGGAACUUCUGGAAGAAGAGCAAGCCCAGGGCUUCAUCAUCACCUUUUGUUCAGCACUAGACAAUAUUCUGGGAGGUGGUGUGCAACUAACAAAAAUUACUGAGAUCUGUGGAGCACCUGGUGUUGGGAAAACACAGCUAUGUAUGCAGUUGGCAGUAGACGUACAGAUCCCAGAAUGCUUCGGGGGUGUAGCUGGAGAAGCAGUGUUCAUUGAUACUGAAGGAAGUUUUAUGGUGGACAGAGUAGUGGAUAUUGCAACUGCCUGUGUGCAGCAUUGCCAGCUAAUUGCUGAAGCUCAUCAAGAAGAAGAUAAUCUAAAAGCUUUGGAGACCUUCUCUCUUGAAAGUAUCCUUUCUCACAUAUAUUACUUCCGUUGCCGUGACUACACAGAGCUUCUUGCACAGGUCUACCUCCUCCCAGACUUUCUUUCAGAGCAUUCAAAGGUCCGACUGGUGGUAGUUGAUGGAAUUGCAUUUCCUUUUCGCCAUGACUUUGAGGACCUGUCACUUCGAACAAGGCUUUUGAACGGUCUGGCGCAACAGCUGAUCAUCGUAGCAAAUGAUCAUAAAUCAGCGGUAGUUCUGACAAACCAAAUGACAACAAGGAUUGGACAAAGACAGUCCACAUUGGUACCUGCUUUAGGAGAAAGCUGGGGACAUGCUGCUACUGUCCGUUUAAUCUUUCACUGGGACAACAGUCAGAGGCUACUGAGGCUCAAGAAGAGCUUUCUAGCUCAGCCUAAGACAGCGUGGGCCGCCCUGUCGUGCUUCUCCUUUUCACCAUGGUCAGCUUGCUGCAGUUCUGUACUUUCUUUCUGACAAGAUGCCCUGUCUCAUCAAAAUAUAAUAUCCUAAUGGCAGUUGCUCAGACACAAGAAUUUAGGAUCUGGUGGCAAAGCAGAAACUUUUUUUUUUACUACCUGCAUUUUGUAAGCAGGGAGUAGAAUUUCCUUGUUUCAGUCUUUUAGACCCCAGUCAGUACAAAGCCAAAGAUGCCAAAGAAGGCUUUCCACCUAGAUAGUGAUUCUGAGGAAGACAGAUUGACCCCUGAGCCUCGGUGGCAUCCAUUGGACCUUUCUCCUUUUGAAUGCAGCAGGAUGGUUCUGCAAAACUGGACAGCUAUGCAGAUAGCAAGUUACAACAACUUGCAGAGUGGUAGAAAGAGAGCUGCAUUUACUGCCAAUGCAGAGCUGACUGAUGGAAGAUGAUUUUAGAAGCCCAAAGGAAUGAAGAUGACCCUUCUAAAAACAGUAUCAAGUUAUGUCUGUUGCAAUGAGAUCUUUUCUGUUUCCUUGUUCUUUUUUCCCCUCUUCACUAUAUUGCAAGCUCACUUCUCUUUCCUGGUCAGUUAAAUUUGUCUUGCAUAUAGUAUCACGAUGCAGCAACUUGAGAGUAAGAAGCCUUUCUUCAAUUCCCUAAUCUUCCGCAAAGAGCAAAUAAAAAUGCUACUGGAAUGUUGUUGUGCAUAGUUUUGCUUGUUAAACUUGAAAGAGAAAUGCAGUGACACUUUCUUGCGGAGUUUUGUUUUUUAAAUUCUAAGAUUGAAGGCAAUGCAGAAUGAUUACAGCAGGCUGUUUAAUUUGGAAUUAAAUUAACAUCACUGAUUAGUUAACAGUCUUUAUAAGAGAGAAGUUGCAUCAACAUAAUGAUUGCAGAGUGAACAAAAGUUAAUUUUAUAUAUCAAAAGUAAAGAGCUUUUUUCUUCUGCAACACAGCUAGGAAGGUUGUAGAUGCAGGUUCCAGAAAGCAAGCCAAAGACAGGCAAACAUGUUUUAUUUGCUGUUCUAAAUAUGCAGCUAGUAUGGAGCAAGGCCUGCAGAAGCAUAACAAUUCUGAUUGCAACUGCCUAUCUAUAAAAAGCAGAAAUCACUAGAUUCUCUUGCAUUAUUUUUUUUACAUGAACUGCCUACAUACCUACACCUGAUGAUCCAUCAUGGGUUUGUUGUUCUUGUUUUUAUAUUAGGUUAUUAAGACACAAAGAUGACCAUUUGAGAAUCCAGUUGCCUUUUUUUUUAAAAAAAAAAAAAAUAGUUGUGCUUUGGCCAGAUAUGAUACCUGUCUCUUUCCUUCUAUCUACUACUGAAAAUAUCAGAGCUUAAUUAUAAGGGUUCUCAUUGCUGUGAGGAAAGAUCCUGUUGAGUCAGGGGCACGCAGCAGAGCUCCAGCUGAGCGCUUGUAAAGGCAUAGCUUCUGCAGCUUCAGAUUUAGGCUAUUUUGUAAAGUAUAACCCACCACUUAAAUGUUCUGAGGAAUUCCCUGUGUAGCUAAUAUGAAGUGGCAGUGUUCCUCAGGCUGUAAUUAUGUGCUGUCUAAUAGAAUGGCACCUCAGGGAGGAAAAAAACCCCCAAAAUAAUUAACAGGAUCUUUGGCAGGGUGUCUUGAUACAGAGAGCAGAACACUUUCUAUAUUGGCUUUACGUAAGUGAAGUUUUGGGGAGGUGGGCAUGGGUGCAGACUAGCAGCGCUGGGACUGGUUGGAAAAUCCCUUGCUUUUGAGCUGCUUUGCAAUCUUCUAUCUAUAUUAUGCAAGCAUCUAUUGGGCUAGGUGCUGUAUAAGCACAAAUCAAGAUGCAUUGCUUAGAGUCUAAAUGCACAAAGUCAGGGAAGUGUUAGAGGAGAAAUACAAGGGAAACGAUCUUCUCAAGGUUAUGCUGUAUGUCAGUGGCAAGGUCAGGCUUAGAAAUAGAACAUCUUAUUCUCAUUCUCCAUCCACUAGGUUAUAUUGACAGGCUUGUGAAACCUCUAGAAAAAACCUCCCUAGAAGUAUUUGAAUUCUUGAGUGUAUCUCCCAACUUCGGGAGGUCAAUGAACAAACAAUUGCUUAAUGGAGUAGGAAGGAGUUGUGUUCAAAAUCCUUUUUGUUUGCAUUUUAAGAAAGUGGCAUUUGGAAUGAAUUCAUAAUGAGUAUUGUUCCAAAAAUGUGAUCAAAUACUGUGAUGAAACAAGGCUAAUUAGUCAUUCACUCUUUUUAGUAGGUCUACAUUGUAUUUGAGCUGACAGGUCAUAUAAGGAUGGGAAUUCAGCAUCCACAGUUUAAAUGACUUAUAUGAAAAUAAGAAUACAUAAGAAUUCCACCGGUCACCUACCCCACGAUUGUGGGAAAACUUGGGUCUGGUUAUUUGGUUACUUGGAAUUUUUAUUAUUGUAUUCACUAAUGAUAAUUAUCUAUUUUUGUU